Trichomonas vaginalis G3 is the source of this 1230-nucleotide messenger RNA. Its product is annotated as regulation of response to stimulus. Bases 1 to 1230 code for a protein of 409 amino acids. The record is from RefSeq and is a predicted model, not a curated record. The transcript has a single exon. NCBI's taxonomy places the organism in Eukaryota, Parabasalia, Trichomonadida, Trichomonadidae.
AUGCGUUUCAAGGAAGUCGAAACACUUUAUCAUCUAUUACGUUUCCAGAAGGAUCUAAACUUAAAACAAUCAACGAUUGUGCAUUUACACAAUGCAAAAAAACUAUCAUCUGUUGACCUUUCGAACUGCAACUUUUUAACAAAUAUUGGAAUCAAAGCAUUUUAUGAAUGUAGUACUUUAUCAAAUGUAAUACUUCCAACAAAUUUAGAUAUUAUUUCACGUAAUUGCUUUGGAUAUUGUGAUCUACGAACAAUAAACAUCCCAAAUAAUAUCAAAGAAAUGAAAAAUCGUUGUUUUAAUUUCAAUAAUAAUCUUAAAACAGUUACAAUAACUGAUAAUUCCAUGUUGACAAGAAUUAAAGAAUAUUCAAUGCAAGGAUCUAUUAUCGAAACAAUAUUUUUGCCAAAAAAUGUUAAUUAUUUUGCAGCAAACUCUUUUGAAAAUUCAAGAACUUUAAAAACAAUCACAUGUAAUCCAUCAAAUCCAUCAUUUUCUGUUAUGGAUGGUGUCUUAUAUAACAAAGAGAAGACUAUGUUGGUCAAAUAUCCUGCAAAUCAUGGCACAUCAUUUGAAAUACCAGAAAAAGUAACAAGGAUCGGAUUUUGUGCAUUCAUUUAUUCAGUGAUUGAAAGUAUAACAUUUCCAUCAAAUUUGAAAACAAUUGAAGGAUGGGCUUUUGCAUUUACAAAUUUGAAAACACUAAAAAUUCCAGAUACAGUUACAGAAAUAUAUAAUGGAGUAUUUGCUGGCUGCGUUUAUUUAGGAGAAAUAACAUUAGGUGCUGGAAUGACAUACAUUCCAAAUAAUUGUUUCAGUAAUGCAAAAAUUACGAAAAUUAUAAUACCAGAGAACAUCACAUCAAUUGGAGAUUAUGCGUUUUCCGAUUGUCCAAAUCUGAAAGAAGUUGUAUUACCUUCGACAAUAACAAAUCUUGGAGGUUCGUGUUUCCCAACAAAUGUAAAUAUCUCUUUCCCGAGUGAUGCAAAAUUAUCUCUUGAUGAUCAGCAAAUUCUUUACGAUCUCGACAAAAUUGUUUUAAUCAUGUGUCUUAAGAAGAGUUCAUCAUACAUCAUUCCAGAAACAGUUUCUACUAUCCGAGCACCCGCAUUCAAAGACAUGACAGAUCUAACUAAGAUUGAAUUUCGCUCAGGCACAACACUGAAAACGAUCGAGUCCAGUGCAUUCUGUACAUUGAAAGAAACAAUAAUCACCAAUAAUUGUACAUGUUGA